Odocoileus virginianus texanus is the source of this 1708-nucleotide messenger RNA. It is a transcript of the gene ACOT13, whose product is annotated as acyl-CoA thioesterase 13. The record is from RefSeq and is a predicted model, not a curated record. Gene Ontology annotation, molecular function: fatty acyl-CoA hydrolase activity. NCBI's taxonomy places the organism in Eukaryota, Metazoa, Chordata, Mammalia, Artiodactyla, Cervidae.
CAGCUGCCAGGGUGAGGGACAGUUGCGGCGGGUGCGCUCGACGGCGGGCCUGGAACGCUCUUCGGGUCCAGAGGGCUGUUGACCCUUUGUGUCCUUGUUCUUUUGCGAACUUUGGGGCUCCCCUGCUCUUCCAAGACUCAGUCUUAAGUGGGGCCUGGGAUCCGGCGAUCGGUCCACGAUGAUCUGGUUGAAGAAGGCAAAGACUCUGCUGGAGUGGGUGAUGCACUCAGGCAACAUUCACAGUUUCGACAGAAACCUGGAAAAGAUGACUGUUGUUUCUGCUGCCCCUGGGAAAGUGAUUUGUGAAAUGAAAGUAGAAGAGCAGCAUACCAAUAAAAUAGGCACCCUCCACGGCGGCCUGACAGCCACCUUAGUAGAUGUCGUGUCAUCGCUUGCUCUGCUGUGCACAGAAAGAGGUGUAAGCGGAGUCAGUGUUGAUAUGAACAUAACGUACCUAUCAACUGCUAAAAUAGGAGACGACAUACUGAUCACAGCACACAUCUUGAAGGAAGGAAGAUCACUAUCAUUUGCUUCUGUGGAUCUGACCAACAAGGCCACGGGAAAACUAAUAGCACAAGGCAGACAUACCAAACACAUGGGAAACACACCAUUUGAAGGCAACGAGAAGAAGUCCAACAAUGAGUGUCCAGAGUCAACCUGAUUUGGACAAAUGUAAUUUUCAAAAUAGCACAACCGGAAGUAGCCAAGAAAGUGUCUUUGGGGAAAAUGCCAGAGAUCAAGUGGGAUACAGGACAGGGGGUUGUCUAUGUUCUUUGAUUUCGAGACUAUUAAUGAUUAAUCCUUAAAUUGUAGGUCCUCAGCUCUAAAAUGCUCUUUUUUUAAAAACCCAAUUCCAUUAUGGAACUUCAAAGCAGAGGAACCACAGGCCACACUGAAAAAUAAGAGUGAGCAGUCCUCAAAAGUUUAAGGCAAAGCAGAUUAGUGAUAAAUAGCCCAGUGGGUAUGCUGCUUUUCUGACAAUUCAGGAUUGGUAUAUUUUAUAGUGGUGGUAGUGGGAAGCAUAGAAUUACCCCUUUUCUAGUACCUAGGAUAAAACCAUGCAGAUCUUCAAUCUCUUAAUGCUUGGUAUUGGAAAGACCAAGUUCACUAAUUGUUUAGUCAAUUUCUCAAAUUUCUGUCAACUGUGGUAUUUAUAAUUGGUUUCUGCAUCAGGGUCUUAGUUCUAACAUUUCACAACUGAUCAUAAAGAAAGGAAGUAAUUUCCUUUGGAAGUUGGAAACAGUUAACAGUUAAAGGUUGAUGAGCCUUUGGUUGUAUUAGAAUACAACAUGCACAUCAGAAUAUAUAUAGCCCUGUUUGCUGGAAGGGCAGAAGCAGACUUAAUAACAACAGUGAGCACAUAGGAAACCCAGAUCUAGUAUUGCCCACGGAAAGGAACUUGGGAUCCUUGGAGAAAACAGCUGAUUUCAGAGCUGGGGGUGGGAUAGGGAAAUAAGAUAAACCUAUCUUGUAUUUGAAAGUCAAGAAGUGCUCAAUAAAACAAGGCGUGAAAAUUACAUAGCAGUGUAUGACGCAGAGAGCUCAAACCCAGUGCUCUGUGAUAACCUAGAGGGGUGGGAGGUGGAAGUUCAUGAGGGAGGAGACAUGUACACCUAUGGGUGAUUCGUGCUAAUGUAUGGUGAAACUCACACUACUGUAAAGCAAUUAUCUUCCAAUUACAAAUAAAUAAACUACAUACCAUUGAAAA